GAGAUGUGGUCGGAGAGGCCAAGAUGGGGAGCGAGGAAGAGCUCUGUACUCACCGUUAAUGUUAGUACAGUCCAGAGUCUUGUCUCCCGGCGUGGGAAAGGUGGCAUGCUGGUAGAAACUGGGCAGAGUGUCCGCCAGUUUCACGUGAUUAAAGUUCCCCGUAGCCACGUAAAACGCCUCCGUUUGUCGAUGCUUCAUUAGCAUUAGCACCCGGCGGGAUGUAAACAAUGAUGACGAACACCGCAGUAAACUCCCGUGGCAGAUAGUAUGGCCGACAUUUCACUGUCAUAAGUUUUAUCGCCUCAGAGCUGUAGCUAUUUACCAGUCCGUAGUUCGUACAACUUUCAUUCACGUACAGAGACCUCCUCCCCUCGUUUUUCCCGACCGCUCGGACUAACUGAAGACCGUUGGAGGGGUGAUGAUGCUUUGCAUUAUUUAUUAGUUUGUUGACAUUCAGAUCCUCCGGUUGUGGGGGAGUAAGGGAGUGUUAGCGGUUGCCUACGUCGCCCAUAUCAGAAACCGCCAUUCUUCGCCAUAGCAACAAGUGUUUAUUCUUGUUUGGUUUUGUUUGGCAUUUGGAAAUUAUUCUCAAACUGAUGUUUGGUCUGAGAACCUGCUUAGCCUCGCCUGAAUCUAGUUUGGAUCCUUAUACUUACCACAACAAAAGUAGGGGAGAAAAAGAGAAGAGGAGGUUCUGAUUUUCGGCAGGAGAGAAAGGAGAGCAUUUCCAGCACUCACACAGCAGACAUGGGGGGCCUCUCUUCUUGUUUCCGGAGUGCUCCUCCACGUCCCGAGCAGAGUGGUGGGGAGCAUAUUGCUCGCCCUCCGUCUUUACAACAGACCCAGGAUCUUAGCUUCCUUCCGGAGAGACGCUCGAGAGUCAAGCUCUACUGUCAGACUGGAGGAUAUCACCUGAAGAUUGCUGAAGAUGGAACAGUGUCUGGCGUGAGGGAAGAAGAUGACCCCUAUGUAAUCAUGAAGCUGAAGUCGGUGGGUGUAGGACUUAUUGUCAUCCAGGGGGUGCAGUCGUUAAAGUACCUGGCUAUGAACCAGAAAGGAGACCUCUUCGGAAAAGAUAGCCCGACUGAUGACUGUAACUUCUUGGAACAUAUUGAACCAAACGGCUACACCACACUUCGCCACGAGGAAUACUCCUGGUAUGUUGGUAUGAAGGCGAAUGGCACACCUAUGAAGGGAACAGAAACCCACCAGGGCAUGAAGAACAUUUUAUUCCUGCCGAGACCAGCCUAAGCUUAAAUGAAUAAAAACCCUGGAAAACC
Xiphophorus hellerii (green swordtail) is the source of this 1280-nucleotide messenger RNA. RefSeq names its product fibroblast growth factor 1-like. NCBI's taxonomy places the organism in Eukaryota, Metazoa, Chordata, Actinopteri, Cyprinodontiformes, Poeciliidae. Bases 748 to 1251 code for a protein of 167 amino acids. Gene Ontology annotation, molecular function: growth factor activity. The transcript is spliced from 3 exons. The record is from RefSeq and is a predicted model, not a curated record.